AUGACACAUACAAAUAUGUUAGCAAUUGGUUCUUGUGGCUUACUCGGAGUUGCUUGUCUUAUGUUUAUUCUAAACACUGCUUUAUCAUCAUGGGCUGUGAUGAAAUAUGUGCACUAUAAAUGUUGCAAACUUAUCUUGUGCACGUCGUCAUUAUUAUUGACAAUAACGCCGCGCAAAAUGUCGGAACAAUGUGAUAGUUUUCAUCCGAAUCUAUUUACGCCGAAUAUAUGUUGUAACUGCUUUCGAGAUAAACAAUACCAUCAAAAUAGUGCAAGUUCAAAUGAAUAUAUAUCAUCUGCUGUUCAAAUACCAGCCGAUCAUGAAACAACUGAUAAUAAUGAUCAAUACAACCAGAAUGAGACAGCUACGACCUCUGAGCCAAUAUUAGUUCAAACAUCAUUCCCAACUACACUUCCGCAGUGUAAAUAUGGUGUUGCAUGUUAUGAAACAGAUGGUAGCCAUUUCGAGCAGUUUUUGCAUCCACCCAGCCACAGAAGACAUCAUACUUCGAAUACGAGUUCUUCUCGAGUAAAUAGCAGUAGUAAAAUUGAUCAACAUCGAACAAAUGAACAGGAUAUGGUACCUUCGGAUGAAAUAUCAACUAUGAAGACGCUUCCGCCAUGUAAAUAUGGUUUGUCAUAUUAUAGAACAAAUCCUAAUCAUUUUGAGCAUUAUUCACACCCGCCUGGCCAUACAAGACGAGAACAGUUCUCUAAUAUUGGUGACGUUGACAUCCCUAUCGUCAGCAAUGACAGUCCUUCUCCAAUGGUACCUACAUGUAGACCUGAUAAUGAACGCAAGCUCAAACUAAAAGAAAAGCUUAAAGAACAGAAGAAAUCCGAACUUCAUUUCAUUGAACUAAUGCAGAAUAAAGUAGAAAGCUUAAUCGACCAGUUAGAAUUAAAAGAUAAAGAAAUUACAAAAUUGCGUCAAGAUCUAACAGAAAUGGUUACGUAUAGUCAAGAAUUGGAAAUGGCGCUUGCCGAAGAGAUAAAUCACCGUGAACGACGUGAACUAGAACGAAAGCAAAUCGUGGCUAUUCCAAGACAGACACCAGGAUAUUGGGGUCCGAAUGCAUUUGAAGAAUCUUAUCGUGAAAUAGAAAUAUCGACUCAAUCACCAGAAUUUGAUAUUAUCAACCAGUUGAUGAGUGCAACAAUAUCAAAUCAUGGCAACAAAUACGGAACGGUUAAUGGACAAGAUCCAACGGAAUUUUUGAUAAACAGAAUAAUACGAAUACACAAUAAUGAAUUAUGGCAUACUUAUUGCUACAAAAAAGACAUGAUCAUUCAUAAAUAUAAUGAUAGACUGACCGAUUGUGAAAGUUCGAAAUAUUUACAAGCUCAUCCAAUACUGACACCUCUGUUAGACACAAAAACGAAUGAAUAUUGGCUUUUUCAUGGAUGUAGCCAAAAUAGUUUAGAUCAUUUGUUACAUAGUGGUUAUGAUCCUCGUGUUUCCAAUCUGUGUGGCAUGUUUGGAGGUGGUUUCUAUUUGGCUGAAAAUUCCUCAAAAUCAAAUCAAUAUAUUCCUUGUCCUAGAUGCGGUAAAAAUUCUAUAGGUAAUGAUAUAGGAUGCAAUUGUGCUAAUCAACAAGAUAUCGAGUUUGCAAUAGUUCUCUAUCGUGCUGCUCUGGGUGACGUGCAUGUGGCAAUGAAGUAUGAUAAAGAAAAAUACCGUCGUGGUCCUAAUGGGCAGCGUGUUCGUCGUCCACCUAAGAAAACAAACGAUAAAGAUUUGUACGAUUCGGUGAUGGGUGAAAGUAUGGAAAAUGGCAGUGAUCGACUCAAAUAUCGUGAAUUUAUUCUAUAUGACUCAGGACAAGCUUAUCCUGAAUAUGUUAUUUAUUUUCGCCGUUCAGCGAAUCGUGCACGACAAUCAAGCAACAUAGAAAAUUUAAAGAAGAAAUGUCGAAAUUUCUUGAUUAAUACAUUUCGAAAAAAUCCAGAAUAA
Rotaria sordida is the source of this 1953-nucleotide messenger RNA. Lineage: Eukaryota; Metazoa; Rotifera; Eurotatoria; Philodinida; Philodinidae. The record is from the annotation of a GenBank genome assembly.